ACGUCACGGAGCCGGUGCGUUACUUCCGGCUGAUGCGAAGUGCGAUCUGAAAAAGACUCGUACAGAAUAAACCGACUCCGGAUACUCUCCUCACAGCUGAUUCGACCAGACUCACUUGAACCUAACAGUCAGGAUGUCUACCUACGAUGAGAAUGAGUCCAAACUCAUGCGGAAGGCCAGGGAGAAUCCAUUUGUUCCAGUGGGACUGGCAGGGUUCUUCGCCAUCGUCGGGUACAGACUGAUCAAGAUGAAGAGUCGAGGAGACACGAAAAUGUCCGUGCACCUGAUCCACAUGCGAGUAGCUGCUCAGGGCUUCGUGGUGGGAGCCAUGACUCUCGGAGUCAUAUAUUCGAUGUACAGGGAUUACGUUGUAAAGCCCAGAGAACAGAAGGCGGCGGAAAACAAGUGAACCUGGCCUCCUACACUGGUUUUAUGUCCCUUAAUAUAUACCUCAUGUUAAGGUCUGUAGAGUGUAAUCUUCCCAGGUGCAUCAUAUCCUUUGUAUGGACGCACCCCGUCAGCAGCUCACCUCCUACUGUAAAUGGAUAUAACUUAUUGACUACAGUUCUUAACUUCUGAGUAGUACCCAGUUACCACUUCUGUGUUGAGAGUGAGGUUUACUGGUCUCAGCUGUUUGAACACUGGUCACUCUGUGUGGGUUUGUGGAUAUAAAACCAGCUGGUUUGAUAAGUCUGGAGGGUUUUUUUGCCUCUUAACUUGACUUUUGAGCGAGUGAAAGUAAAUUCGUUUUUUAGAAAAUGUAGCAUAUUUAAAAACAGUGAGAGCAGGUUAAGUCUGGAUUAAAAGACAACCAGAAAUAGCAGAAAGCCUGAUCAGUGUAUUUUCCUUUAUUUCUGUAUUCUUGAAUGAUCCAAUUUUUGCCAAACGAAAUGCUUGUUUGCACCGUAGCAUUUUAAAACAAAGAAAAGAAAGGCAUCUUGAGGAAGACGUUGAAAACACUGGCCUGAGCUGUCACGUUCAUAAAACUAUUAGAAGACAAGACGUUUUUUUGUCUCACCAUAGCAUCACUCCAUAAAACAUUUUUUUUAAUAAUCACAAGAAAAUCAAAAAAGAAAAAAGUAAGCACUCUUCAAACCCGUAUGUAAAAUAUAUAGUUUUGUACAUAUUGAUUGUAAAGGCCACGUCUUUUUUUCGAAUUUCUCAUGUUGUGAUGAGUCCAGUAUUUCCCAAGGUCUUUUGAGAGCUACAGUUUAAACCAACUGACAUUCAACCUACAGACUGUGCAGUUACCCAUAUGAUAUCAUGUCUGCUUAAAUAGACGCCUUGUUAAGUUAUAAAUGAAGUGGAGUUUUGAAUGUUGUGUGCAAAUACAGAAGAAAGUUAUUUUUUAAUAUUUGUUUCUUUUCUUUUUCUCUCGAAAUAAAAGUGGCCAGUCUUCUAAUUCUAAAA
Messenger RNA from Limanda limanda (common dab), 1410 nucleotides. RefSeq names its product HIG1 hypoxia inducible domain family, member 1A (gene higd1a). Gene Ontology annotation, cellular component: mitochondrion. Gene Ontology annotation, biological process: mitochondrial respirasome assembly. The record is from RefSeq and is a predicted model, not a curated record. Bases 134 to 409 code for a protein of 91 amino acids. The transcript has 4 exons. NCBI's taxonomy places the organism in Eukaryota, Metazoa, Chordata, Actinopteri, Pleuronectiformes, Pleuronectidae.